Molecule: messenger RNA, 6238 nt
Organism: Biomphalaria glabrata
Lineage: Eukaryota; Metazoa; Mollusca; Gastropoda; Planorbidae
Exons: 6
Coding region: 336-2744 (802 amino acids)
Source: RefSeq, a predicted model, not a curated record
UUUCCUUACGCCGGAAGUCGGUGGUUAAGGCUGACUCAUGGGAUGACGACUGCUUGCACUGAAGUUCAGCGAAACCAGGCAGGGAAGUACACUUUCGCAUUGUUAACCUCCUUAAGCUGACACAUUUCGGGUCUAGUGCUGUGCUACUGGUGUAUUUUCACAAUGUUUGGAUUGUGUUCAUAAUUCAACGUUCUAGUGAUUGUAUAUAUAGUAACAUUUGUUUUCAAACUUAUUGAUUCAUGUGUAAAUAAACCCAUCUCCCCUUUGGUUUGAACUGAACCAGUUAGGUCAGAGUCGGACUUCUGUUGUUGAUUGACGUCAUCAGGUUUAGCGACAUGGAUCCGUCACCUCCCGAUAACACUGAGAAACUAAAUGGAAUGGAGACUCGAAAAAAGGAAUCAAAUCCCAAGUUAGCAGACAUAGAAGGUUCAGCAAUGACAUUAUCUGGGGAAGAUGUUCUUUUGAACGAGGCCACUCAAAACUUGCUCGAGUUUGCAGUGACCAAAGGACACACAAUACACAGUGUGACGCAUAUGACUCGAACGCAGCUCGCGGACUUUUUGAGGGAUUUCUACGGCAAAGUCAAAGUUAAGAACGACGAUUUAUUCACUUUAAAAGAUUUACGUGCGGGUCUUCAUAAAUUCUUUUUAGACGAGGUCAGCAUCGAUAUUUUGCGUGAUCGCACUUUCGAGCUGGCUAACGCAACAUUUGAUCUGGCAUUGCGAGCCAACCCACGCAAGUGCCACAGAAUGAGGAUUGAGAUGGAAGAUUUGAAAAAGAUUUAUCUGAGUGAUGCCAUGGAUACCAACAAACCUGAUACGCUGCAGAACAAAGUAUUUUUCGACAUAAGCCUUUACAUAUGUAACAAAGGGAAAGAUUAUUUUCGGAACAUGAAAAAGAAUGAUUUCGACGUAUCAACAGACAUUCACGGCCGUCGCUACGUUUGGUUGAAAGAUACAACAGUGCCUCGUGAAGAGGACUUGCCACCCAAGUUAAAAUUGAAACGAGCGUCUGAAGAUGAGCACCCAGCCUACCAAGUUGGGGAAAGAAUGUACGAGAGACCAGGUGACCCCAGAUGCCCUUUAUCCUCAUUCUUGAAAUAUGUUACUCACCUACACCCAAUGACUGAUGCAUUUUGGCAGAGACCCAAGCGAAAUGUUUCUCAGAAUGAUUAUGUGUGGUAUGACCAUGCUCCAUUGGGCAGCAGCACACUGACCAAGAUAAUGCAAAGAAUAUCCUUGCAAGCAGGUUUAAGUGACAAUUAUACCAACUACUCUAUCCGCUCAGCAUGCAUUCCAUUGGUCGAAGCUGUUUGUGAAGCUGCCAUGCAGUCAGAAAAUGGAGCUCAGAAACCUACUUCUGUAGACACUAACAAAACACAAGCUGGCAUGAUGUCCCACUCCACUUCUGAAGAUCUGUCCAGUGAUGAUGGUAUGUCUCAUACAUCUGAAGUUCAGAACAACAAAGAUCAGGACCAUAGGGAGAGAGCUCCAGGACUGUCUAGCUCAGUAGGCUCUGGAAGCAUGGACACUGAUGAUGGAGACUUGUUAAGUUUAAUGCAAGCUAAAACUCAAGUCUUGGACCUUAUUCGUGGCCUAAUGGUAAAAGAUAUCCAGAAAUUUGUUGAUUGGCUUAAAACUGUCAGAGUACAAUAUAGUGCUGGAGAACUGAUUGUGUUAUGCAGCCCUGUAGAUAAAAGUAACGUUGAGCCCAUACCAGAUGAUAUCAUGGUAGACAGAAAUGGAAUUCAAUCCCGCACAAGUACACCAGACCCAACAUUUAAGAAAGCAAGUAGUCUUGAUCUCUCAGAAAAACGUCAACUGUUAAAAAAAGAGAAUUCUCUUAAUGGUGAUCACCACUUGGAUAAAUAUGAAAUGCCAGAGCUGACAGGAACAACGAUUAAGCAAGUUGAGUUCAUUCAUGUUGCUGGUGUAUAUUGUUCUACUGAAGACCAUGGCUCACUGAAGAUUAGCAUACCCACACCUGACACCUUGCUAGUUACUGGGAUACCAGAGAACCUACAACUGAUGCUGCACAAAAAGAGAGGUCCAAUUUACAAUCUCGAGCCCUUACCUGAGAGAGUUUUUUGCUCUGAAAAUGAAAUGGAUGUGGCAGAGGUUGUAGCUACUCUAGGCACAAAAAGACAAAAACCCAAGCCUCGAGUUAACAACACUAGCAACUGUAGUGCAGUAACAACCUUUGGCAACAAUUACCAGGCCGAGUCUCAGAACAAACACCAGCUGACUGUCUUGCAAAGUCAGCCUCAUCCAGUGAUGGUGACCAUACCAGCAGCUCAUACACCUCUUGUUUCAAGUCACACUGCCAGGGAGCAUUUCAAAGAUCAUAGAAACAAGUCUCUUGGUUGUUUAGACACCCACCCAACCCUACCAGAAGGAGUAAUGCUGAAGCGAGUCUCCAGUACAGGGACCCCUGUUCUUAAGAGACAGGCCCAUGUCCUGGAUAGUAGUAUGUACCCUGAGAAUUUAACUGUCAAACGAGAGACAGAAGACAUUCAAGCUACAAACUUGUCCAUGAAACCUUUCAAGAAGACUGAAUCCCAGGAAGCUAAAAGAGCCAGAGCAGACCGGCUGGCUGAUUCCCUCCGAUACCAUCAAGAAAUCCUUCAGAAUUCUCCACUGAUCAAACGUCCUGGUGAAAGAAAUUUUUCAGGAUUUCGUCACUGUUAUGCCAACACAGUCAACAACACGGUGAAAGCUGAGCCUCUGGAUACAUCAUACAGUUGAUGUAAGCAGCCAGCAUUCAGAUGGCUCUAGUUUUUUAAAGCAGUACCCCUGCUGCUUGUGGUUCCAUGUUUGGAGCCUAAUUGUGACCCCUGGCAGCUAAGCUGUCUUGGGCUAUUUGUUUUCAUUAUGCCAUUGUCUACGAACUUCUGUUGAAGUUGGUCUAAUUUUAUGGUUGUUUUAAUUCAUACACAAAAAAAAACAGGCUUGUAUUGACCAACUGUAUUGUUAGAUUUUCAGGUUUGGUUUCUGGUGUUAGAGUUUCCUUUGAAAUGAUAGCAUCAUGGACAUUGUUUCACUUUUGAGAAGAAAGUCUUGUUUUGUGAUAUCGUAAGGCAUGGCAUUUUGAACUUUUCCACUUGUGCAUUGUUACUUGGUUUGUCCAUGAGGAACAAACUGAUUUGUGAAUAUCAUAUGCGUGCUUUGUUCAUGUUUAUUUUGUAGCCAAGGCUUUUUACUCUUCAAACAUUAGAUGUUAGCAUCCUAUUACUUGCUAUCAAAAUGUAUAUACUAUACAUACACAUAUAUAAAAACUAUAUACAUUUAUCACAUAUAAAGUCAGUUUUGGCCUGUCCUUGUGAUAACAAUAUCAAAUGUAAACAUUGAUUCUUUUGUUUCAGAAUGAACAUUUUAUUCUAAACAAUUUGUGUUUCCACUUCACUAACUUUUUUGUUUUCACAUCAACUCUCAGCAAUAUACUGGCUACUUGAAAUUUGGAAUAUUAAUACUAGAUCUAGUUCUAAUUAAAUUUCCUACAGGAAACAAAAAUAAAGUAUUUUUGAAAUAAAUGGUUAAUUUUUUAAAAAUCUAAUUGUGGUGCUUAAAAUUCCUGAUGUGUCCAAAUUAUUUUCUUUAGAUAUUUAGUUAGUACUGCCCUCAGUGUUUAAGAAAUCCUUAAGUAUAAUUAUUAUGAUUGAUAUUGGUCAUAUGGUGAUAUAAACUUUAUCUAUUUAGUUGAGAAGAUUGAGUUACUUUACAUUCCAUACAUCUAAACUUGAGAACAUUUGGCACAGCUAAGGGUACAUAGUGUGUAACAUUUUACUACAGCAAAAUGUUUUCUGUUUCUUUUUAUUGUUGGACAAAAAACAACUUGUAUUUGAACAUGUGUUAUGCUUAUUAUUUUGUGAUGAUGAUUAAUUGUUUGAUAUUCUAUCUAAAAAAAAAAAUAUAUAUGUGUUUAUUUCAUUUCAAACACUUGAAGUAGUUAACAGGUCUUUUAUCAAAUGACACAUUACUUGUCUCUCAAGGUACUUAAUGGCAAAACUAAUGAUCAGAAAUGGGGAUGGGGGAUCAUAGUACUUUACUAUGUGUACUUAGUUGUGAGAAAUAUAUUUCUGAUUCAUUGAUAGAGAUAGAGAUUAUGUACAAUAAUCUACUUUUUUUUUCCUGUUAACUAAUUUGUGAUAAACUGUUGGAAGUUAGCAUUUAUACUCUUGGCAAUUUUUCAACCAAAUCUUUAAUGUCAAAAGUUGUAUUUUUUUCUGUUUUCUUUUGUUUACUCUAAUUGAAAGCCAUAUACUCUUGAUGUCAUGCAAAUAUAUUGACUAGUGUGCAUACAUAAAUGUUGUGAUUUCUUUUUCUUUGGCAUCCAAUAUUUUGAGUGCAAAUAUACAUUUUGCCAUUGUUUCAAAAAAAUAUUUUGGACAUGCAAUUCAUGUGCUUUUUUUUUCCCCUAAAUUUUCUGACAACUCCAAUGUUGUUUCAAUAGUGAAAUAAUUUCUUUGUGAAAUAGUAUUUUUGCUUUGGUUACAGUCACUAAACAUCUUUCAAAACUGGUCCAUUUCUCUAUGUAUAUAUUGUUAUGUUUUUUUUUUAGCUAGUAAUUAUCAGACAAUCUUUUGGUAUUCUAUUGUAAAACACUAAAAAAGGAUUAUUUUUUUCCUGCGAAGUUGUAAUUGUAAAAAAAUAAUUUUCUGGAAAUUCUUUUUGAUGAUUUCAGGUGAAAUGUUUAGUGUAUAUAUGACAAUAUUUGGAUUAUUUUUUAUAUGCUCAGUUGAAACUGCCCGGUGAAGAUUUGCUAAAAGGUUCCUUUUUUUUUAAUUAUUGUUCUUUAUCAUAGACCAGAUAUGAAAAUGUUUUUGCCAUUGUUAGAAAUGUAUUCAUGAUGUGCUAAGAUGUUUGAUUAGUUUUUCUUAUUGCUAACUGGUUGUUCUCUGAAAACAGAAACUAAACUUUGUAACAGAGCAUUUUAGUUGUGUUUUUUUUUAUCAACUAUUUUGAUAAUCAAAUUGUAAAUUGUAUGUAAAUCUCUAGUAUAUGUACUUCUGAAGCACAUAAUAUCUUACUAGUAAGCAUUUUAACAAGUUCUUUAAAGCUUUGCAUUGUUUUGUUUUAUAAUGGGUUUGUAUUCAUUUGUUUGUAGGCACAACUUAAUGAAAUUGAGUGACAAAGAGUCCAUUGCACAAAGUCUUGGUGCCAUAUUCACUGAGGUUGUUUUGAUUCCACUUCUUGUAUGCCAUCUUGUUGUUCUAAUGUACAAAGUGCAAUACUCUCAGUGAUGCUUUAUCUUUUUGGUUUUAAUUUUUAUUUUGAAAAUGUUGGUAAAUUCACUCAGUCAGUGGAAUCAUUGAUUUUUAUUUUUUCUACAAUAUUCAUUUUGUUUUCACAGAGUGAUUCGAGUGAUUUGUUCAUAAUUCUAAACAGUUGCACUUUUAAGAGCACUUCAUUUCUUUUUUUACAAGCUAAUAGGUGUUAAUGACUUCAGAACUGUGUACAUAUGAGAACAAUCCUUACUUUUCAUUGAAAACAAAAGUUGUUGGCAGUAUCACUUUUUUAAUGAACAAUAAUAAAAUAACUACAUUUUCAUUCAUUCUAAAAUCUCUUGUAAGUGGCAGAGAAUCCUCUGUAGAAAAUUUGAGAGCAGCUGAGAUAAAAGAAUACAGUUGUGAAAACGAUCAAGUUUGCACUGAUAUUAGACUGAAUAUUAGAGAAGAAAAUAAGACCUAUAAAUACGGUACAAAUUUUAGUCAAAGCAAACUGGGAAUUCAAUGGUGCACAGGUUUAGCAACAUUAUGAUAGCCUCUAUACACUUGUAUAUAGUUGAAAAAAUGUUUCUGUUUAAUUAGUAAUUUCUAAGGUGCACAUCACUUUUUAGCAAAAUUUGUUUCAUUGUUAGCAUCCUUGAGUCAAAAUAAAGUUUCUUUGAUGAUUAGUUAAUACAGUACAUUUUUCAAACUUAAUAAUGAAUCUAGAGUAUGAAAUCUUAUAAAAAGCACAUUUUGUUAACAUUUUUGUGUUCAAUUUUUGUUUCUACAUUGGUGAAAAUCUUGUUGAAUAUUUCCCUUUAGCACACUUAGUUUAGUAAAAGUUUUUUUUUUAUGGGAUAAAAACUAUUAAAAUUAAUAUUAAAAGCAUUGUACACUAGUUAAUAUUUUUGAUGCUGACAAGUUUAGAUUUUGUAGAAAUUUGUAUCUUUUUUAAGUGUAAUUUUUAUAUCAUGAGUUUUGAAAUUCUCUAGUAAAACAUUUUCUGCACACAAUAAACUGGUUUAAAUUGUU